GGGUGCUCCGUGAGCUGCUUGGCGCUAUGGACAUCGGGUGGAAGCGCGAUCAUCUCUGGCUCUACGUGCUGGCCCUGGGCUUCGACCCGGGGGCUGACGACGGCGACUUGCUACUGGGAACGGAGAUGUUUGAUGAACCAAACAACAGUGCAUUUCAUGUCAUUGCCCUCUUCUUGCUUGCUAAGCUGGAUCAGUCCCGUGCAGAAGCAGCUUUUGGAGACUGUUCCUUGCCAGGAGGAAGCAAUUUCAUAGAUCCUGAAUUUAGGAAGCAGUGCUGUAUGUGGCUAAAAGAUAUUGCAAAUGAAGACCAAAGCUGUCUUCCACAAUUUACACCUUCUGCAUUUAUUUCUCCUGCUGGUCCUAAAUUUAUUCACCUGUUUUAUCGGUUUGCGAGACAUGUAGUGGUUGAAGACAUGAAAACAAACUCUGUAGGCACUGAUAUACCUUUUGCUGAAGCUGUAAAGUUGACACCUGAGGAUAAGUACAUGGCAAAUGCAAGAUGUAGAGUUGCAUACAAUAAACUUCUGCAAAUUUUUCAAAAGGAAGAUUUUGUUAUUCAAGAAUAUGAGAAAAAAGCACAGCUUUUAAUUAAAGAAAUAAAACAGAUAAAGUCUGAAUAUGCAGUCCUGGAGAUGCAGUCUUGCAUGAUGAAACAAAGUGACCAAAACAAAAAUGACAAAACUGAGAGAAUUCAGAAGGUCCGCAGUAUGUGGACACUUAUAAUGGAAAUGCUUAUAUCUCUGAAAAAGGAAAAGGAAGUUGUGGAUUCUGUACUUGAUGUACUUGAAGAUUGUUUUGAUGAGUGCGUUUUAGAUGGAACUAACGUUGUUUUCAGUGUUCCACAGCUGUUGGCUCACAGAGUUGAAAAUGACAUACACCAACCUUGUACAGGAAAUGUAUAUGAAGCUGAAAAACUGAAUUUCUUAACAGUCAUUCAGUUAUUAAAUGAAGCCCUGAGGACAUUGAGAGAUGACCUUUGUCAAUUUGAAUUAAAAAACCUACUUCAGGUCAUUGAGGAUAGCAUUACGUUCCGCAAUGAAGUACGACAGAAUUUGGAAGAAAAGAGGCUAAACAUAGAGCAACAGCGUUGUGUGUCAAUGAGUGGAUCUAUUUCUAGAAAACAGCAGGACUGGGAAGUGAAGUGGAAAAGGUUUCAUGGCCUGUGUCCUUUUAAUUUAAUCUUAUAUCAGGAUUCAGAACUUGAUUUGUUCAGAGCUUCGCCACCCCAUUUUAAUCCUGCAGAACAAGAUGAGGAUAGUGUCUUCUGUCAACAUCUAUUAUCAGUUCCAGAGGUUUGUGACUCUAUUCAUGAAGUACAUUAUGAGAAAGAUGACGGGUCAUUGGAAACUAUGAUGGAUGAGUCAACACCACCACCAAGAGGGAUCUCUUCAGUGCCUUUGGAGUUGUCAAAAGCAUCUGAAAACAGAGACGUGUUAAUUGAAAAGAACUUGCAUAUUGAAACGUGCAAGGGGAAAAAGAAGCCUGUGCCUCCAACGAUCUUAAAAAAUGGAAAGGAUGAGUCUGCCAUUUCAGAAACAUGGGAGAAUGCAGGUGAUCAUGUUAUCCAGACAGAGUCUCCUGUCAGAAAAGAAGACCCUCUUAAGAAAGCCAGAGAUGAACUGGCAGAAGAGGUUGCAAAAACAGUGAUAUCUGAGUCGCCUCAGAGUGGUGAAGGAAAAGGAGUGGCAUUGGAAGAUCUCAUUAGCUCACUGGCUUUUAACCCAUUUCUAACAAGGAAACAAAUUCCCCGAACUCCAGAAAAUCUGCUUACUGAAAUUAGAAGCUCAUGGAGAAAAGCUAUUCAGACUGAGGGCUCAUCAGACAUAGAGCUGGCCCCAGCUGAAGUAAUCAUAGAAGAAGCUCCAGUGGCUACACCUGUAAAGCAGAAGGCGGCAGACUCUAGAUUUGUGUGCCCUGUCCUUGCAUCUUCUGUACCUUUGUUUGAUCCUCCCUUGUCAGAAAGAAAGUCCCAAUUAAGUUCUACAGAAUUGAGACCACAAGAGCAGAUGAGGAUAAGUCAUAUAAUUGAAUCUCCAGUUUCAGAAACAUCUGGAAUGCGAGAGAGUGAGAGAACUGAAGCACAGGAAUUAAAAUGUGUUGUUUUGAACAAAAGUUCUGUAGAAGAUCCAGAAGAACAGACUUUUCAAUAUGUAAAGGAGAGCAUGAAUACUCCAGAUAUUUGUUCAGAAAACGAUAGUAGAACAAAUGUUCUACCUUCAGACCACUUUCAGGGUUCCUUAAUGGGUGGGAUGCUGCACAGGAAUGCAUCUCCAUUGUUAAGUUCUAUCUGUCGUGAAGGUAUCCUCUUGGGGAUAUUGGAUGAGACGCUUCCAGAAGAACUUGAUAACAUAGAUACCAACAAAUCUGCAAGCUCAGAGUCUCAUUUUGAUGUAAUAGACAGCACAUAUGUAACAGAUAGUUCAAAAAAUAAGGGGGAUAUUAAAGAAUCAAAGCUAGAUCUACAGUCCCUGUUCGACACAUACAAAGCACUGAAAAAGACUGCGUCUAGAAGUGAAGAGGAGCUGCAUCAAAUAUGUAAUGGAGGUGAAUCUGUAAGUUGUAGAUCAGACCUAAGUCUUGCACCAGAAAAAAGAGAAAGAGGUGAAUUGUGUGGUCCUCUAGAACUCUUCUGCUUAGAUGAAGAAUUUACCAAGACGCCAUCGCCAAAGUCUUUUAAUGAAAGAAAAUAUUCCCUGUCAUCUUUGCUGGUAUCCUGUCAACAUCUGGAGGAAAUGGCAUCAAUGGUACAUGAAAUCCCAUUAGACUUAAUGCAUAAGUUGAAGGAUAAAGAGCAGUUGAAUGAGAAGACGGGCACGAAGGAACCAUCAGGAUAGAAUUUGUAAAGCAGGAGCAUAACCAUAGUAGCGCAAUUAUGGUUCACUUGAGCUUGUAGCAUCUUUUGCAAGCACUGCCUAGAUGGAGAAGUUGCACUCCUUUCUAUUUUUUGUGGAGACUGUAUUCCAGUCUAGUUUUUUAAGAGUGUCAGUUACCUGCUCUGGUUCUUCCAAUUUCAUGUCAUCCAUAGUAGCAUUCUAUGUACAACCCAUUGUUUAUGUAUAGAACUAUAUGUUCCUUUUUAAGCAUAUGUUUAAAAAUAGCUGAUGUUGAGUAGGUGGCAUAAUCCUAGAAAAUGGAAAAACAAAGUCUCAAAUGAGAAAUAGAGACACCAAAGAUUUCACUGUCUUGCCCAUACUCUCCCCCCCGAUUUUACUUGGUGCUCCACAUUCAUUGGAUUCUUCUCUUUUAUUGAGACUUCUGGUUGAUAUUGCCAUCAGUUCUACCUGUUAAUACAGACUGCUCUGUUUUUAUAAACUUCCACUAAAGUGCCUGUUUCUUUAGUGUGAAACAUUUAUUCAGUCAUAUGCCUAAAGUUGUAAAAAUUUAUGACCUGUGGUAGUGUUAAUGCCACUUUAUUUUCAAAUAGUUGAUAUACAUUUACAACGUUGUGAGGUAAGUAACUGAUAAUACAGUUUGCGGUGGGGUGGUGUCGUGGUUUAACCCCAGCCAGCAACUAGGCACCACACAGCCGCUUCCCCCUCCCCCCUCCUAGUGGGGUGGGGAGGAGGAGGAAAAAAAAAGUAAAACUCGUGGGUUGAGACAAGAACAGUUUAAUAACUAAAGUAGAAUAAAAUACAAAAUAUCAACAGUAUUCUCACACUAAAUCCAAAACACAGCACUAUACCAGCUACUAGGAAGAAAAUUAACUCUAUCCCAGCUGAAACCAGGACAUGUGGGAAUGUAAAAGUUGAGGUUCCAGCAGAUAAACUUCUGAUUGUAAAAGUACUGACCCCCAACCUGAUGUGUUUACAGAGUUUUGAAGCGUUGCUAAGUUGUUUUUCUGUUCUGGUCUAUCUUUUACGUCCUUUCUUCUAAAACAGUUGCAAAUAGGUUUUAAGAAGAAUGUCCACCUGUAUUUGACAUAUUCCUUAUAAAGCAGAAUUUGACAAGCUUUAUGAAAAGAGAUUUAUGUGGCUGGUUGUGGAAGCUAUAAUGUGACUGCUAACAUGUUAACACCUGAGAGGGAAGUGCUUCUUAAUAGCCCAUUUACAUACUUAA
Molecule: messenger RNA, 4056 nt
Organism: Gymnogyps californianus (California condor)
Lineage: Eukaryota; Metazoa; Chordata; Aves; Accipitriformes; Cathartidae
Gene: HAUS6
Product: HAUS augmin like complex subunit 6
Exons: 17
Coding region: 27-2834 (935 amino acids)
Biological process (GO): spindle assembly
Cellular component (GO): mitotic spindle microtubule; HAUS complex
Molecular function (GO): microtubule binding
Source: RefSeq, a predicted model, not a curated record